Molecule: messenger RNA, 2476 nt
Organism: Zonotrichia leucophrys gambelii
Lineage: Eukaryota; Metazoa; Chordata; Aves; Passeriformes; Passerellidae
Gene: GTF3C4
Product: general transcription factor IIIC subunit 4
Exons: 5
Coding region: 244-2403 (719 amino acids)
Biological process (GO): transcription initiation at RNA polymerase III promoter
Cellular component (GO): transcription factor TFIIIC complex
Molecular function (GO): protein binding; histone acetyltransferase activity
Source: RefSeq, a predicted model, not a curated record
GCCGGGCGGGAGGAGCCGCCGCUGGGGCUUGAGGCGGUCGUGGAGGAAGCGGCGGCGGCUGCGGCAGCGAGCGCCGGGUUCCGGCUCACGGCGGUGCGGCGAGAGCCGGCGGUGCGGCUGCAGCACGGCGCCAGCGGGCUGGAACCGCUGGCCUGGUCCGAGGAUCACCGGGUGUCGGUGAGCACGGCCCGCAGCAUCGCCGUGCUGGAGCAGCUCAGCGACGUGCACAGCGGCGGGCAGGACAUGGUCAUCCACCGCACCGCCGUGCCCGCGCCCGCCGCCGCCUGCAUGCUCAAGGUGGGCCCAAAGAAGGAGGUGGCUGAGUGCAAGGAGAAAUUCGCCAGCUCAGUGGAUCCCACCGUCAGCCAGACCUUCAUGCUGGACCGAGUGUUCAACCCCGAGGGGAAGUCCCUGCCGCCCAUGCGCGGUUUCAAAUACUCCAGCUGGUCCCCCCUGGGCUGUGACGCCAACGGGCGCUGCCUGCUGGCUGCCCUGACCAUGGACAACCGCCUGAGCAUCCACGCCAACCUCAACCGGCUGCAGUGGGUGCAGCUGGUGGAUCUGACCGAGCUGUACGGGGAGCGCCUGUUGGAGGCUGGGUACAGACUCUGCAAGGCCGACACUCCCUGCGGGGAGCUGGGGGAUUUCCCUGAGUUCCAGCGGAGGCACAGCAUGCAGGCCCCCGUGCGCAUGGAGUGGUCGGGCAUCUGCACCACCCAGCAGGUGAAGCACAACAACGAGUGCCGGGACGUGGGCAGCGUGCUGCUGGCCGUGCUCUUUGAGAAUGGCAACAUUGCUGUGUGGCAGUUCCAGCUGCCCUUCCUGGGGAAGGAAUCCAUCACUUCCUGCAACACCAUCGAGUCGGGAAUAAGCUCCCCCAGCGUGCUGGCGUGGUGGGAGUACGAGCACAACAACCGCAAGAUGAGCGGGCUGAUCGUGGGCAGCGCCUACGGCCCGGUGAAGAUCAUCCCCGUCAACCUCAAGGCGGUCAAAGGCUACUUCACACUGAGACAGCCCGUGGUGCUGUGGCAGGAGAUGGACCAGCUGCCCGUGCACAGCAUCAAAUGCAUCCCUCUCUACCACCCCUACCAGAAAUGCAGCUGCAGCCUGGUGGUGGCUGCCAGAGGCCCUUACGUGUUCUGGUGCCUGCUGCUGAUAUCCAAAGCGGGGCUGAACGUGCACAACUCCCACGUGACGGGGCUGCACUCCUUGCCCAUUGUCUCCAUGACUGCAGACAAGCAGAACGGCACGGUGUACACCUGCUCCAGCGAUGGCAAGGUCAGGCAGCUCAUCCCCAUAUUCACAGACGUUGCUUUAAAGUUUGAGCACCAGCUGAUAAAGCUCUCGGAGGUGUUUGGCUGUGUCAGGACUCACGGGAUUGCUGUCAGCCCCUGUGGGGCGUACCUGGCAGUCAUCACCACUGAGGGCAUGGCCAACGGGCUGCACCCUGUCAACAAAAACUACCAGGUUCAGUUUGUCACCCUCAAGACUUUUGAGGAGGCAGCUGCACAGCUCUUGGAAUCUUCUGUUCAGAAUCUUUUCAGGCAAGUGGACUUGACGGAUCUCGUACGCUGGAAAAUCUUGAAGGAUAAGCACAUUCCUCAGUUCUUACAGGAGGCACUGGAUAAAAAGAUAGAGAGCUGUGGUUCCACUUAUUUCUGGAGGUUUAAGUUGUUUCUCUUGAGGAUUUUGUACCAGUCGAUGCAGAAAACCCCCUCAGAGGUCACGUGGAGACCUUCACACGAGGAUGCCAAAAUCUUGAUAUCAGAUUCCCCUGGGAUGGGCAGCACUGAAGAUGAUCAGGAGGAAGGAACCUCAAAACAAGCCAGCAAGCAGAGCCUGGGGGACACAGGCAAAGGUGUGGACAUUGAUGACACUGCAGAGGAUUCUCUCCAUCAGUCAAGUGACUCUGGAGGCCGUGAGCCAAUGGUAGAAAAGCUUCUUGAAAUACAGGCACAGAUUGAGGCUGUAGAAAUGCACUUGACACGAGAGCACAUGAAACGGGUGUUGGGAGAAGUUUACCUGCACACGUGGAUUACAGAGAACACCAGCAUUCCCACCAGGGGAGUCUGUGACUUCCUCAUGUCUGAUGAUGCCUAUGAUGACAGAACAGCACGAGUGCUGAUUGGGCACAUCCUGAAGAAGAUGAACAAGCAGACCUUCCCUGAGCACUGCAGCUUGUGCAAGGAGAUCCUGCCCUUCACCGACCGCAAGCAGGCCGUGUGCUCCAACGGCCACAUCUGGCUCAGGUGCUUUCUAACCUACCAGUCCUGCCAGAGUUUGGUGUACAGGAGGUGUUUGCUUCACGACAGCAUUGCACGGCACCCAACCCCAGAAGAUCCUGAAUGGAUCAAGAGGUUAUUGCAGGGACCUUGCACCUUCUGUGAUUCUCCUGUGUUCUAGAGAAAAGCUGGGUCAAGACUGAAAGCAUUUUCUCUACUGCAUAAGCUCCCUUCAGCUGGGAGGAUACAGGGAC